CAUGCAGAGUGUGAAUAUGGAGUCAGCAAUGAGAAACAUAGAGGAGUCGGGUUUACGGCAGGGUGUGAGCGGGUGUAUACCCAGCCCUUCAUCACCCUCCCCACCCACUAGGACAACUUUACAGGAACUCUCUCAGAGCAGUGUCGAAUCUAACGAUCUCCACAAAACAGAUUCUUGUGGGUCUUCUCAACUUCUCUCGGGGAAAAACUUAACUUUUUCUCCUGAACAAGUGGCGUGCGUUUGCGAGGCUCUACAACAGAAAGGUGAUAUUGACAGACUGGCCAAAUUUCUCUGGUCCCUACCCGCCGAGCGAGUUGCUCCGGGUAGCGAGGCUGUUUUAAAGGCAAGAGCAACUGUUGCUUUUCACCGUGGAGCCUUCAGGGAGCUGUAUGCUAUCCUAGAGAGCCACAGUUUUGAUAAUUCUAACCACACGUUUUUGCAGCAGAUUUGGUACAAGGCUCAUUACAUGGAGGCACAGAAGUUAAGGGGAAGGCCUUUGGGGGCUGUUGACAAAUACAGACUGCGGAGAAAAUAUCCCCUGCCCAAGACGAUCUGGGACGGUGAAGAGACUGUGUAUUGCUUUAAAGAGAAAUCCAGACAAGUGCUCAAAGACAGUUAUAAACACAACAGGUACCCCACCCCUGAUGAGAAACGGAAUCUAGCGAAGAAAACCGGCUUGACCCUGACUCAAGUGAGCAACUGGUUCAAGAACCGUCGCCAGAGGGACCGGACUCCACACUUGCCCAAUCCUACUCGAGCAGACCUGAUGAAUGGGGAGAAUUACAAGCACGACCGUCUCCACUCCAUGUGUAACAAUGGACAGCCUUUGAUGCCGCCGUCCCUAUCACACGACCUGCACAUGGCCAAUUUCAAAAUGCUGGAUGACGCGAGAAACAAUAUGGCUAACUUGUCACUUCCGUUACUGAAGAACGAGCCGCUCCAGGCUCACUAUCGCUGCGCAAGCACUUUCGACCACCAUCAUCUUCAUCACACAGUGCCGCCGGUGUGACGUCAGAGAGAACGUCACAGUGACGUCAUCACCACCAUAUCCAACAGCUUGUAAUAUAUGAAGGGCUGGAGACAAAAAAACUGCAUUAUUUAUCAAGACAACAGACAACGUGUCUUGAAUUUGCUUCAAACAACUUUGCUUCAAAGCAUACAGGAUACAGGCUGCUUAGCCAGUGAAGAACGUUUGUAACGAUUAAGUAUGUUUGCGCACGUCACUUUUCCAUAUAUCAACAUUGUAACUGAUGUCACGGACAAGGCUAUUGAAGCAGAGAUAUAUAUGUUCAAGGAAGAGUAUCAUGUCGCUGUGCUAUACAUGCGCAUCAGUAGCGAAGCAAGGUGUCGAAACUGACGAUCUACACGGCGUCGCUAUAUAUGCAUUUGGCAUCAGUGUGCCUCUGGAAAACCACUUAUUGUGGUACUUUAUCGUGUGUCGACAUGUGUACACAGUCGACGGUCACCAGUGUGCCCACGACGGUCUGGUUGUGCGGCGUGUAUAGAGAGAGUGUUUGCUGUGCACGAGUAGUGUGGUCUGAAUAGCCAGAAUGUAUCUACAUGACAUCGCCCGUGUGCUGUGCAUGUGUACUGUGCGUCACCGUACAGAGA
Molecule: messenger RNA, 1611 nt
Organism: Liolophura sinensis
Lineage: Eukaryota; Metazoa; Mollusca; Polyplacophora; Chitonida; Chitonidae
Product: homeobox protein SIX1-like
Biological process (GO): regulation of transcription by RNA polymerase II
Cellular component (GO): nucleus; transcription regulator complex
Molecular function (GO): RNA polymerase II cis-regulatory region sequence-specific DNA binding; DNA-binding transcription factor activity, RNA polymerase II-specific
Source: RefSeq, a predicted model, not a curated record